Molecule: messenger RNA, 573 nt
Organism: Bipolaris maydis ATCC 48331
Lineage: Eukaryota; Fungi; Ascomycota; Dothideomycetes; Pleosporales; Pleosporaceae
Product: kinase-like domain-containing protein
Biological process (GO): protein phosphorylation
Molecular function (GO): ATP binding; protein kinase activity
Source: RefSeq, a predicted model, not a curated record
AACUGGUCUAACGACGAAGAGGGUACUAAGAAAAUCACCAACGUCGCUUUAGGUGACUUUGACAUUGCUUUCAGGCUUGAACCAGGAGCUCUGCUUCACAGCACUCGUGCAGUAGGAAACGUCAUGUGGCGCAGUCCAGAAGGGCAGACUGGGAGAGGUUUGUCUAAGGCAUCAGACCUUUACUCAUUUGGACUGGUUUGCUUAUUUGUCCUCGGGGCUGAGAAACUGCUACUCAUCGAUAGUUAUGAAGCGCUCGUCAAGCUUGGUAUUAGCCCCGAACAAGAAAUAUUGACGCGACACUUCUCGUACUUUGGGCCAGCGAACCAGGGCCUGUUCAACCACAUAAAUAGCGAGAAAUGGACAAAAGCUCUUAGACUAGUAUCUGAAAUGACUGAGCUGGACGUACAAGACCAGCCAGACUUGAGAUUUGAGGUAUGGGGACGUCAACUCGGUUCUGGGGCACAGGAGAUGAUAUCUGGAAUGAUGAAAAUGGAUCCAAAGGCUAGGUCAACGAUACAUCAGGUUAUGGAGCAUCCUUGGUGGAAGGAGGUCAUUCAUUUGACGGACAACUGA